Messenger RNA from Mesoplodon densirostris (Blainville's beaked whale), 2866 nucleotides. RefSeq names its product histone lysine demethylase PHF8-like. The record is from RefSeq and is a predicted model, not a curated record. Gene Ontology annotation, molecular function: transcription coregulator activity; histone demethylase activity. Bases 1 to 2790 code for a protein of 929 amino acids. The transcript is spliced from 2 exons. Lineage: Eukaryota; Metazoa; Chordata; Mammalia; Artiodactyla; Ziphiidae. Gene Ontology annotation, biological process: protein demethylation; regulation of transcription by RNA polymerase II.
AUGGCCUCGCGACCGGUGUAUUGCCUCUGUCGGCUUCCUUACGAUGUCACCCGCUUCAUGAUCCAGUGUGACACGUGCCAGGACUGGUUUCAUGGCAGUUGUGUUGGUGUUGAAGAGGAGAAGGCUGAUGACAUUGACCUCUACCACUGCCCCAAUUGUGAGGUCUUCCAUGGGCCCCCCAUCAUGAAAAAACGCUGUGUAUCUUCAAAAGGCCAUGAUACACACAAGGGGAAGCCAGUGAAGACGGGAAGCCCUACGUUCAUUGGAGAGCUUCGGAGUAGGACCUUUGACAGCUCAGAUGAAGUGAUUCUGAAGCCCACUGGAAGUCAGCUGAGCGUGGAAUUCCUGGAAGAGAAUAGCUUCAGUGUGCCCAUCCUGGUCUUGAAGAAGGAUGGAUUGGGGAUGACGCUGCCCUCACCAUCAUUCACCGUGAGGGAUGUGGAACACUACGUUGGUUCUGACAGAGAGAUUGAUGUGAUUGAUGUGACCCGCCAGGCCGACUGCAAGAUGAAGCUUGGUGAUUUUGUGAAGUAUUAUUAUAGCGGGAAGAGGGAGAAAGUCCUCAAUGUCAUUAGUUUGGAAUUCUCUGAUACCAGGCUUUCUAACCUUGUGGAGACACCCAAGAUUGUUCAGAAGCUCUCAUGGGUGGAGAACUUGUGGCCAGAGGAGUGUAUCCUUGAGAGGCCCAAUGUGCAGAAGUACUGCCUCAUGAGCGUGCGGGAUAGCUAUACCGACUUUCACAUUGACUUUGGUGGCAGCUCGGUCUGGUACCAUGUGCUCAAGGGUGAGAAGAUCUUCUACCUGAUCCGCCCAACAAAUGCCAACCUGACUCUCUUUGAGUGCUGGAGCAGCUCCUCUAACCAGAAUGAGAUGUUCUUUGGGGACCAGGUGGACAAGUGCUACAAGUGUUCUGUGAAGCAAGGACAGACACUUUUCAUUCCUGCAGGAUGGAUCCAUGCUGUGCUGACCCCCGUGGACUGCCUUGUCUUUGGAGGGAACUUCUUACACAGCCUUAACAUUGAAAUGCAGCUCAAAGUCUAUGAGAUUGAGAAGCGGUUGAGCACAGAAGACCUCUUCAAGUUCCCCAACUUUGAGACCAUCUGUUGGUAUGUGGGAAAGCAUAUCCUGGACGUCUUUCGAGGUUUGCGAGAAAACAGGAGACACCCUGCCUCCUACCUGGUCCAUGGUGCUAAAGCCCUGAACUUGGCCUUUAGAGCCUGGACAAGGAAAGAAGCUCUGCCAGACCACGAGGAUGAGAUCCCGGAGACAGUGAGGACCGUACAGCUCAUUAAAGAUCUGGCUAGGGAGAUUGGCCUGGUGGAAGAUACCUUCCGACAGAACUUCAACAUCACUGGCACCUGCUUGAAUGACUCAGAUGAUGACUCGCCAGACUUGGACCUUGAUGGGAAUGAGGUCCGGCUGGCCCUGUUGACGUCUAAUGGCAGUGCCAAGAGGGUAAAGAGCUUAUCCAAGUCUCGGCGAGCCAAGAUCGCAAAGAAGGUAGACAAGGCUAGGCUGGUGGCAGAACAGGUGAUGGAGGAUGAAUUUGACUUGGAUUCAGAUGAUGAACUGCAGAUUGAUGAGAGACUGGGAAAGGAGAAGGCGACUCUGAUAAUAAGACCAAAAUUUCCCCGAAAGUUGCCCCGUGCGAAGCCUUGCUCUGACCCCAACCGAGUUCGUGAACCAGGAGAAGUUGAGUUUGACAUUGAGGAGGACUAUACAGCAGAUGAGGACAUGGUAGAAGGGGUCGAAGGCAAGCUUGGAAAUGGGAGGGGAGCUGGUGGAACUCUUGAUCUGCUCAAGGCCAGCAGGCAGGUGGGGGGACCUGACUAUGCUGCCCUCACCGAGGCCCCUGCCUCUCCCAGCACUCAGGAGGCCAUCCAGGGCAUGCUGUGCAUGGCCAACCCGCAGUCCUCAUCAUCCUCGCCAGCUACCUCCAGCCUGCAGGCCUGUUGGCCCGGGGGGCAGGAGCGAAGCAGUGGGAAUUCCAGCAGUGGGCUGGGCACAGCGUCUAGCAGUCCUGCUUCCCAGCGCAUCCCAGGGAAGUGGCCCAUCAAGCGGCCAUCAUACUGGAGAACCGAGAGCGAGGAGGAGGAGGAGAACGCCAGUCUCGAUGAACAGGACAGCUUGGGAGCAUGCUUCAAGGAUGCAGAGUAUAUUUACCCUUCCCUGGAGUCUGACGAUGAUGACCCUGCUUUGAAAUCUCGACCCAAGAAAAAGAAGAAUUCAGAUGAUGCUCCAUGGAGUCCUAAAGCCCGUGUGACCCCAACUCUACCGAAGCAGGACUGUCCUGUGCGUGAGGGGACCCGGGUAGCUUCCAUUGAGACAGGCUUGGCUGCAGCAGCUGCAAAGUUGGCCCCGCAGGAGCUACAGAAGGCCCCAAAGAAGAAAUAUAUCAAGAAGAAGCCUUUGUUGAAGGAGGUAGAACAGCCUCGCCCUCAAGAGCCUAAUCUCAGCGUGGCAGUACCAGCCCCAACUCUGGCCACUACACCACAACUUCUCACCUCCUCCUCGCCCCUGCCUCCCCCUGAGCCUAAACAAGAGGCCCUCUCAGGAAGUCUUGCUGACCAUGAGUGUACUGCUCGUCCCAAUGCCUUUGGCAUGGCCCAGGCAAACCGCAGCACCACACCCAUGGCCCCUGGUGUCUUCUUGACCCAGCGGCGCCCUUCAGUUGGCUCCCAGAGCAAUCAAGCAGGACCAGGAAAGCGUCCCAAAAAGGGCCUGGCUACGGCAAAGCAGAGACUCGGCCGUAUCCUGAAAAUCUACAGAAAUGGCAAAGUGCUUCUGUGAUCCCCUUUGUGUCCUGCCCCUCACCCCUUCACCCCCAUUGCCUUCUCCGUUGUCAAUUCUCAGGGCACUCCUGGAU